Molecule: messenger RNA, 1056 nt
Organism: Meloidogyne enterolobii
Lineage: Eukaryota; Metazoa; Nematoda; Chromadorea; Rhabditida; Meloidogynidae
Source: the annotation of a GenBank genome assembly
AUGCAGAACAUUGCGCAAUUGGAAGAAGAAAACAAGCACCUGAAAUUCAUGAAUAGCAUAAAGAAAUUUGAUGAGGAUUUGCCGGAACUUGCUGACAAGGAAGGGGAUCAAGCUGAACAGCAACGUCCUGCAAGCGAUGUCCAUAAUUCAACAUUGCAGGAACUUGGUUUUGGUGAUGAGGAGGAGGAUUUGCAAAAUACAAGUGGUCAAUAUUCAAUGCCAACUCCGGCAAAUGCAAUGGCUGCGAGCGCAACUGCUGGUUAUGAUAUACCACAACGUCUAAAAACACUUCAUAAUCUUGUAAUCACUUAUGCGGCGCAAGGACGCUAUGAAGUAGCUGUUCCACUCUGUAAGCAAGCAUUGGAAGAUUUGGAAAAGAACAAUGGACAUGAUCAUCCUGAUGUCGCUACGAUGUUGAACAUUCUUGCUCUCGUUUACCGUGAUCAGCGUAAGUAUAAAGAAGCGGCGACGUUAUUGAAUGAAGCAUUGGCAAUUCGUGAGCGUUGUCUUGGUGAAGACCAUCCUGCGGGUCUUUACGAUGAAGUCGAAAAAUACUACAAACGUGCUCUUAAAAUUUAUGAAGCAAAAUUCGGUCAAGAUGAUCAGAAUGUGGCGAAAACGAUGAACAAUCUUUCCUCUGCUUAUCUAAAACAGGGAAAAUACAAGGAAGCAGAGUUAUUAUACAAGCAGAUACUAACACGCGCCCAUGAACGUCAAUAUGGAGAGACUAGCAACGACAACAAGUCUAUUUGGCAAAUUGCUGAGGACCGUGAAAAUACUAAAAAUCAACAUGCAGAUAGUGGAAUUUAUCAUGAAAAUAUUCAGGAUGCAAUGAUGAAAGUCGAUAAUCCAACUGUAACUACAACAUUAAAAAAUCUGGGAGCACUCUAUCGACGUCAAGGCAAGUACCAAGCUGCUGAAACUCUUGAGGAUGCUGCUUUGCGUGCUAAAAAACAGGUAUUUUCUUACAAACAUUCACUGGGUCAGGGUCUUUCUGAGGGUGUCUGGGGGUAUUUUUGUUUUUUAACGGUGGUUAAUUAUCACCGUACCAAUUAA